Messenger RNA from Daucus carota subsp. sativus, 6870 nucleotides. RefSeq lists its product as uncharacterized. The coding region runs from base 31 to 5406 and encodes 1791 amino acids. The transcript is spliced from 9 exons. Lineage: Eukaryota; Viridiplantae; Streptophyta; Magnoliopsida; Apiales; Apiaceae. The record is from RefSeq and is a predicted model, not a curated record.
GCAGCAGAGGAAGCUGAAGAAAAUAGAAGGAUGUUCAAGUUAAAGAGGCAGAACAAGAACUUAGCUGCUACUUCUACUACCAAGUCUGGAGAGAAGUUUGAUUUUAGCUUCUCCAAUUUUCAAGCCCUGCAGGUACCAGAAGGAUGGGACAAGCUUAUAGUGUCUAUUAUAUCUGUGGAGACUGGAAAAACAAUUGCAAAGUCGAACAAAGCACCAGUUCGCAAUGGUACCUGUCAAUGGACGGAUACUUUGUCAGAAUCCUUGUGGAUUCCACAGGAUGAUUCUUCGAAUGAGCUUGAGGAGAUACUCUUAAAGCUUGUCAUUUCCAUGGGAUCUGCUAGGUCUGGCAUCCUUGGCGAAUCUGUUGUCAAUAUGGCAAGUUAUAAGCGUUCAAAAGCGUUUUCUCCAGUUUCAUUGCCACUCAAAAAAUGCAUUUACGGCACCAUUCUACAGGUUCAAAUUCAAUGCCUAACACCAAGAACAGAAGUCAGGGAUCAAGGGUCAAAAUACUCAAAUUCAGAUGUUGAAGCUCGUGUGGAAGAUCAUACCGACAGUGUAAACAAUUCAAAUGAAAGAAGCCUCAGGUCUCAGUCAAGUCAAGAUUUGGGCUUUACCUCGCAUCCAGAAAACUUGGGGAGCACAGAAACAAGUUACCUGGCAUCUGGUUCACAUCAUAGCUUCGUCUCUGAAGAGGGUUCUAUGAGGGAGGGGAACCUCUCACCAAAUGAUUCCAGUAGUGUCCGGUACAAUAUGGUCGGAAGACAAGUUGAGGCCAGGUCUGGAAAUAGAUUACCUGAAGGCAUGUACCCUGCUGAUGACUAUUUUGGAUCAUAUCAGUCAUCCUUAAAUUCUCGGCUCACUCAUUCAGUAGAUGAAUCUCAAAAUUAUGAAGAAGAGCUUGGACAAAGUUCUUCAGUUCCUCUAGGCACGGCAUCUCUGACAAAUGCUGGCUCCUCCAGAAAUCUUCUGGAAGCUGCAGAAGAUACUAUAGAAGAACUUCGUAAUGAAGCUAAGAUGUGGGAAAGAAACUCCCAAAAGCUAACACUUGAUCUGGAUAUAUUAAAUGAGCAAUUUCAUUCUCAGUCCAAAAAACAAACCAAUUUGGAGAUGGAGCUUUUGACAUCGCACAAAGUUCAAGAUGGAAUGAAGAAAGAAAUAGAUCAGUUAAAGUUAUUGCUGGAGGAAGUAGUUCUGAAAAAAACAACCUCCAAGCGCGCAACAAGUGACUUGGAAGAUGUUAUUCAAGGACGAAAGGAACUGGAAAAAGAGUUGAAGUACCAGAAAGAAGAGAAUACUCAUUUGGCUGUGCAAUUAGAUAUGAGUCAAGAGUCAAAUAUUGAAUUGCUUUCUGUUCUUCAAGAGUUGGAAGAGAUCAUAGAGAAACAGAAAGUUGAAAUUGAGCAUCUGUCCAAGCAACAGCUGAGAUUCACUGAAUUAGAAGGUUCAAUUGAAGGACAUUUAGAAGAAAACAGGAUCUUCUCACUUCAAUUGCAGCAGUUGCAGGAAUCGGAGAAAAGGCUACUUGUUAACGUUCAAUCGCUUGAACAAGACCUGGAAGCCAAAAAUAGUGAAUUGGAAAAUGAGCGAAGAUCAUAUGAGCAGUCCCUAUUGGAUAUUGAGCAAGAAUAUAGACAAAAACUAUCUGUUGCUGAAGAAGAUGUGGUCAAAUUAAGUGCAAACCUGACAGAGUCUCUUGCAGUGAUAGAAAAAGAGAAAUUGGAGUGCAGUAGCGGAAGCAGCAUGGACUUGAUCAAUGAAAUCAAAGAGUUAAAAGAGAUGAUGCAGGAGCUAGAAAUUAACUGUAGUGAGCUAACCAGUGAAAAUUUAUCCCUCCUGUGCAAGCAAAAGGAACUGGAGAAAGUGAGCGAAGAAGCUCAACUGGACAAUUCUAUAACGUCUACUGAACUUCUAAAGCAGAUUGACUUGACCUUUUACAACAUAAAGAGGUCAUGGUAUACCAUUCCUUUUGAGGUAAAUGACGAGUGUGAAUCUCAUUAUAGUGAUUUGGUAAACAGAAACCACCCUGUAGCUUCGAAAGGUUGGGUUGAAUCUCUUUGCAGCUUCUUUGUAGAGGUAAACAAAGUACUAGAAGCUAAAAUCAGUAAGUGCGAAGAAGUUCUAAAGAGUAGUGCCCUUGAGAUGAACACGAAAGAGAAAACUAUUGCAGAAGCUAAACAUCAGAUGGUGCUCCUCAGUCUAAAGAAUCAAGAACUUGGGAAUUCAAACAUUGUGCUACAGGCUAAACUCACGGAGCUACAAGUGGAAUUGGCUAAACAGUCAUCUGAGGUACAGCUACUGGAAUCUGAUAUUCUGUCAAAGGAAGAGCAGAUAAAUCUGUUAGAACAAGGUCAGAUAGAACUAAACAAUCAGGUUUCGGGUAUGAAGAAGGAAAGGGACCUAUUGCAAGAGAACAUGGACAUUGUAGUAAGUGAAAGUAACAUGAAUUCGAAAUGCUUGGAUGAUCUACAAACUGAUCUUAUUGCACUUAGAAGCAGUGUAGCUUCACAUGUUACUGCUAACAGGAAUCUUCAAAGAGAAAUAUCAGAACAUGAGGCUGGAAAAGAAGAACUGCAACUCCAUCUACUCAAAGUAGAGGAAGAAAAUGUGAAAUUGACAGAAUGCAUAUCUGGUUUGGAAGCACAACUGAAGAUUGUCAAGGAUACAAAUAAAUCUAGUCAACUGGAGCUAGAGAAUUCUAAAUCGGUUGCAACCGCUCUCCAAGAUGAUAUCAGAAGAUUGAGAUUUGACAUUGAGAAGGAUAAAUCUAUUCAGCAAGCAGAACUAAAGAAUAUUGAAACUAGAUUAUCAGAAGCUCAAGAGGAGUGUGAAUACCGAAAAAUAGCUUAUCAGAAGUCACAAGCAUCAGGGCAAAGUUUAGCUGAGACCUGCAGUACUCUUCAGAAAAUGAAUGAAGAACUGAGGAAGCAAAAUCUAGAGUUUUAUGAGAAUUCCAAAUCUGUGACAAUCAGCCAUCAAAAUGAGAUCAGAACUUUGACAGAAAAGAUGGAGGGACAAAAGACUUUUCUGAAAGAGAAUUCACAGGAUUUGGAAAAUCAACUGCGAAAAGCUCAAGAGGAGUAUGAAUUUCAGAAAAUAGUUUAUCAGAAGUCACAAACAUCUGUUGAGAGUUUGACGAAGAAUUGCAGUACGCUUCAGAAACUAAAUGAAGACUUGAGGAAGCAAAAUUUGGAGUUGCACGAGAAUUCCAAAUUUGUUGUGAUGAAACUUCAAGAUGAGGUCAUAAGAUUGACAUUGGAAAUGGAUACAGAAAACAACAUUCUGCAAGAGAAGUUACAAGAUAUGCAAAAGCGACAAUCUGAAUUUCAAGAAGAGUGUGAGUACCUGAAAAUAGCUUAUCAGAAGUCACAAGCAUCUGGUGAGAAUUUAUCGCAGAGGUGCAGUACACUUCACAAAUUGAAUGAUGAAUUACGAAACCAAAACAUGGACUUGCAUGAGAAUUCCAAAUCUUUCACAAUUAGCAUUCAAGAUGAAAUCAGAAGAACGACAGUAGAGAUGGAGACACUAAACAAUGCUCUGCAAAAGAAAUUGCAGGAUAUGGAGAAUCGACUGUCUGAAGCUGAACAGGAGUGUGGAUAUCAGAAAAUGUCUAAUCGAAAGCUACAAGCAUCUACUCUAAAUCUCUCUGAGAGCUGCAGCACUCUUCAGAAAAUAAAUGAAGAUCUGAAGAAGCAAAUAUCGGACUUGAAUGAGAAUUCCAAGUCUGUUGCAAUAGGUCUGCAAGAUGAGAUCAGAAGAUUGACAGUGGAGAUGGAGGCAGAAAAGAUGGUUCAACAAGAGAAAUUACAGGACAUGGAAAACAAGCUAUCAGAAGCCCAAGAAGAAAGUGAGUACCAGAAAAUGACUAAUCAGAAGUCACAGAAAUCUGCCAUGGAUCUCUCUAAGAAAUGCAAUAAGCUUCAGGAAAUAAAUGAAGAAUCGAGGAAGAAAAUCAAGGACUUGCACGAGCGAUGUACUUUCCUGGAAACCAGUUUGAGGGAAUCACAGGAACAUUUGUCCAACUCCUCCCAAAAGACUGAAAGUCUAGAAGCAGAACUUUCUUCUAUCCUAGAAGAAUUUGCAGUAAAGGAGAAAAGCCUGACCUCUGAACUAGAUGUACUUCUUCAAGAAAACGGGGAACAAAAGAAGAAACUUAUCAUGGGAGAAACCUUGCUAAAUCAGAUGUACAUGGAAAAGACAGCUGAAGUUGGGAACCUCCAAAGCGAGGUGGAAAACCUUAUUAACCAAAUUUCUGCUACCAAUGAUGAAAGAGAUAAAAUAGCUUCUGAAGCUGUAAAUGAAGUUACCAAGUUACAAUCUGACAAAGAAAAGUUGAAUUGCGUUCUUCAAGAAGUGAUUUCCAGAGCCAAAGUGACAGAAGACGAGCUUGAUAGAAUCCAAACAGAAUAUGAAGCCAGGGUUCAAGAUCUGAUUUCUGAGCUUGCACGUUCCAAACAGAGCCAUGCCGACUAUGAAAUAGUCUUAAAGAGACUAACAAGUUACAGGUCUAGUCAAGAAAAACUCAAGACAUCAGUAAAUAGUCUUGAGCUGAAACUGACAGUAUCUGAAUAUGAACGGCAACAACUAAUAAACGAAAUUGCUGGUCUGAAGGGUCAGAUACGGAAUCUAGCACACUGUCAGGACAAUUCAAUUUCUUUAGAGAAGGAACUUGACGAAUAUAAGUGUGAGAAGGAAAAGCUGGAAGCUUUACUGCAUUCAUUAUCUAUAGAUAACGAAAACCUAAAAGCUGAAAUUAACUCCCUUCAAGAAAAAGAUUCUACCUUCCAGAAAGUAAUGUCCGAGUUUGAGGACUGCAAACACAAAAGAACUACGUUGGAAGAAAAGCUUCUGCAUAUGGAGCAUGAUCUAAUAGCAAAGGAAGCAUCAAAAGCAGAGGAUGAAGAGCUGAGAAAUGAACUCGGGAGAAUGAAGAGAGUAAACAAGCAAUAUAAGAGGACAAUACUACAGAUUGAGGUUGAAAAGGAAGAAUUGUUGAAGAGAGUUCAAAUGUGUAAUGAACAAGUGAAGCUGAUGGAGGCAGAACAACAGGAUCGAAGUAGCACAGGCAAGAACAAUACUGCUAGUGAGGAUUUUAUGGCAAAGGUAAAAUUACUUGAGGAUGAGCUUGCUGAGGCUCUCGAGGCAAAUAACAGAUAUAAGCUUCAGCUUCAGAGUAUUUUCUCUGAUGGGCUGCACAGUCAUUCAGGUGGACCUAGGAAGUCCGUAUCUGGUACUGAGGUGGCUGCAAAUGAAAGAUACGAGAGGACAAAGUCAUCUUUAGAGAUUGAGAUAGUAGACCUUCGUGAUCGUUACUUUCAGAUGAGUCUGCAAUAUGCUGAAGUGGAGGCUCAGCGCGAGGAUCUUGUGAUGAAGCUCAAAGCAUCCACUAAUGGAAAGAGGUCGAGCUGAGACCAUGCCUUUCUACCUAAAUAAUGAAGGUGAGUGGGGUUUGAUCAAAAGAUAAGCAGGUUCUUGGGAGCGAAAAAUAUGAUCUGGUUUAGUUAACUUGCUUGCAGGACUCUAUUUCUAAAAAAGUGAAUGUCAAUCUCAAUAGGUUUGAUAAUUUUCACAAAUAUAGGUAUAAUUCUACUGAUGCUAAACAUAUUCUGUAAGCCAAAAGGCCAAGUAAUUUCCCGAAGAGCAUUAGUCAUGACUCAUGACCCUUGUUCUUAGGAAAGGAUCAAUUUUUGCUUAACUAAGCAAAAGGGUUUCUCAUUACACAUGAAAACCAUGAUGUCCUUGAAAAGCAUUACGCAAUCAACAAAAACUGUACAAAACCUUACUUUGCAUGGCAAAAGGAGAUUUAUUAGUAGCCCUACCAUAAAAUGAAAUCUUGCUCAGAGAAGAAAAGGGCUGAAGAAAAGUAGGGGAAAUGGCUUACCUAAGUGAAAUGAGAAUGACUUUAAUCUAAUAAACUAUUCACUUGGUGCUCUAUGACAGAUCUAAUAAACUAUAAUGGAAAUGAUAGUAAUUUAAGUUACUGAUUAUAUACACAAGUUGCUGCAUCUUGUAAUUUCAUUAUUUACAGAUGAGUAGAGGGCGUACGGAUGUGGCUAAAAUCUAAAUAUAACAAAUUCUUUAGAAUACAAUAUGAUCCUGAUAAGGCCUCCCCCCAACUGAGUACGAGACAGUGUAAACAAACUACACCUGUGAAGUAUAAUAAUGAGGGAGUUUAAUAAAUAAUGCAUGGCAAAUGUAAAUCGAAACACUUAAAAAGUAGGGUUUGUGGCUGUCAUCUGAUGUGGACUAACAGUGAAGGCACCAAUGGCAUAUGCCUUGGAAGAUGCCUCUUUUUCUCCCCAUCUCAUUCUUUCAUGCUUCUUGUUUUCUUCAAGAAGUGGCUACUCAAUUCCUCCCCUAUAUAACCACCAACACAACUGAACUCCUUACCACCUCUUCAAGACUUCCAUCCACAAUGUAACGAGGGGUUUUCGCUUGUCGGAGACUCCUGCCAGUGGCAGAGGAAGCGGCAGGCAGUGGUGUCUCAUCUCAUGUCUGUCAAUCAUGCAUUUCCCCGGAUGAGGAAGGCUUGAUCCUGUGACAGGGCAACUUCGAUCCUUUGGCAAUUUUCGAACCCUCGACUUCUUUAGCAGAAUCAGGGAAUCACUCAAGGGCAAGGCAGAUUAUAUGUAGUACUGCACUUCUUUAUAUAUGAGUGGUUUGUAAACUUGAACUUCAGUUUUUGUGUUUUGAUGUUGUUACAGUUUCUGUCAGAGCUCAUUUCUAAAUCUUCAAAAUUAAAGAGUCCGGGUAGCAUGAACAAAUAAAUUGUUGAUUUCAACAUGCAUCUCAUUUCGAUUAUGCUUGUAUUGUAUAUGUAAUCUGCAUGUAAUAUUAUGAUUUCUAACGUUUGAGUUAUUGAUCUCUUUCAAA